AUGAAGGGCUCUCCGGCGCCAUGGACUGUCUGCGGUGCCUGCCCAGGCUCCUUCCCCGCCGUGGGGCUGCACCUGCGGCCCCGGUGCGCCCUGACCUUGGGCCUGACCCUCCGGACUGGCGUCCCCCCGCCACCCGGUCGCGCCACUGGACCCCACCCGUCUGGUGAGAUGCCCCAGUUCGGGACCACGGAUGUCUCCCAAGCCACGCUCUCCAGCAUAUCCCCGGUGUUCACCGUGGCGAAAUUUGACAAAGAGGGCAACGUUACUUCUUUUGAAAGGUAAUAAACCGAGUUAUACCAAGAGUUGGGUCUUCAAGCCAGAGAUCUGAGAUUUCAGCAUUCAAUAAACAUCACGACCAGAAACAACAGGAUUAUUAUGAGAACGGAGUAUCUGAAAGCCGUGAUAACCCCAGAGUGUCUUCUGAUACUGGAUUACCGUCAUUUAAACCUCGAGCACGGGCUUUUCCGGGAACUGCCUUCCCAGCUGGCUGUCCAGGGUCAGCUCGUCACGUACCCGCUGCAGUUCAAGUUCCGGGCUAUUCAGGCGCUCCUGCAGAACCGCAUCGGCGUCCUUCAGGAGCAUCUCAGCGUCUUGCAGCCCCUCAUCCUUGAGACACUGGACUCUCUCGUGGACCCCAAGUACUCCUUCAUGGACAGAAGCAAACUGCAUGUCUUUUUAUGCUCUGGCAAAAGCCUGUCAGAGCUAGAAACAGACUGUAAGAUUUUCACAGAGUCGAUUUUGGAGAUCCUGGAUGAUGAGGAGGUGCUGGAGGAGCUCUGCCUGACCAAGUGGACUGACCUGCAUGUCUUUGAAAAGAGCAGUGCUGGGAUCGACCACGCUGAAGAGAUGGAGCUGCUGCUGGAGAACUACCACCGCCUGGCUGAGGAGCUCUCCAAUGCGGCCUGGGAGCUCUGGGUACUCGUUGAUGACUCCCAGAGCAUCAUCUUCAUCAACCUGGACAGCCACCACAACGUGAUGAUGAGGCUGAACCUGCAGCUGACCAUGAGCACCUUCUCUCUCUCACUCUUCGGACUGAUGGGAGUUGCUUUUGGGAUGAAUUUGGAAUCUUCCCUUGAAGAGGACCACAGAGUGUUCUGGCUGAUCAUGGGAAUUACGUUCAUGGGCAGUGGCCUGAUCUGGAGGCGUCUGCUCUGGUUCCUCGCCAGAUGGCCUUGGCGCAAGAAGUAUCCUGAGGAACCGGUAGGAAGGCAUGCAGGAAGAAGAGCAGUGCUGGGAUCAACCAUGCCGAAGAGAUGGAACUGCUGCUGGAGAACUACCACCUCUUCUGCUAUGACAGCCCCGGGACCCUCUGGUACUCCUUUCACAGCUUUCUUUGGUAGAAUUGGACACUUGUCAAAUCACGUUAUUUCAGUGAUGACGUCUGAAGAUAAAGCAUCGUGGUGGUCACAUUGCAGGACUGGAUUGCAUUUGCAGAGCACUGAAUGA
Molecule: messenger RNA, 1446 nt
Organism: Tupaia belangeri chinensis (Chinese tree shrew)
Lineage: Eukaryota; Metazoa; Chordata; Mammalia; Scandentia; Tupaiidae
Product: magnesium transporter MRS2 homolog, mitochondrial-like
Exons: 3
Biological process (GO): mitochondrial magnesium ion transmembrane transport
Cellular component (GO): mitochondrial inner membrane
Molecular function (GO): magnesium ion transmembrane transporter activity
Source: RefSeq, a predicted model, not a curated record